Messenger RNA from Episyrphus balteatus (marmalade hoverfly), 1599 nucleotides. It is a transcript of the gene Prosalpha4, whose product is annotated as myrosinase 1. Bases 78 to 1583 code for a protein of 501 amino acids. Gene Ontology annotation, cellular component: proteasome core complex; proteasome core complex, alpha-subunit complex. The transcript is spliced from 7 exons. Gene Ontology annotation, biological process: ubiquitin-dependent protein catabolic process; carbohydrate metabolic process. NCBI's taxonomy places the organism in Eukaryota, Metazoa, Arthropoda, Insecta, Diptera, Syrphidae. The record is from RefSeq and is a predicted model, not a curated record. Gene Ontology annotation, molecular function: beta-glucosidase activity.
UUGAAACUCUCGUGCAACAUUUCGAAUUAUUCAGUUAAUUCAGAUCUUUUGCCACAGAAAGUUGUAUAUACACUAUUAUGUGGCUGUUUGCGUUUUUCGCCACAAUUGGAAUUUUAGCCAACACAAUAAAUGUGACACAGGCGAAAUUUGAUUAUAAUUGCAAUCUUACUGCAAAGGGAAGUCCAAAAUUUCCGGAUAGUUUUAGUUUUGGUGUUUCGACGGCAGCUUAUCAAAUUGAAGGAGCCUGGAAUGAAGAUGGCAAAGGUGAAUCAAUUUGGGAUGAUUUUACACACAAAUUCCCAGAAAAAAUGGAUGAUCGAUCGAAUGGUGAUAUAGCGGCUGAUUCAUAUCAUCGUUUCGAUCAGGAUUUAGCUGCUUUGAAGGAGUUAAAAGUAACUCACUAUCGUUUCUCAAUUGCAUGGCCAAGAAUCUACCCAACUGGUGACAUAUCAUCAAAAAAUCAAAAAGGAAUCGAUUAUUACAACAUGGUUAUCAACAAGCUAAUUGCAAAUGGUAUAGAACCAUUGGUAACAAUAUUCCAUUAUGAUUUACCUUUGGAAAUUCAAAAGAUUGGUGGCUUUGCCAAUCCUUUGAUCAUAAAUAUGUUUGUUACCUAUGCUAUUGAAUUGUUUGAAAAUUUCGGCGAUCGAGUUAAAAUAUGGAAUACAUUUAAUGAACCUUUUGAUUAUUGUAAGCCAGGAUAUGCAGAUGCCAAUUAUCCUCCUCAGGUAAAUGCCCACGGUGUAGCUGAUUAUCUAUGCAUGGAUCAUUCUUUGAAAGCACAUGCUGCAGCUUAUCGAACUUAUAAGACUAAAUAUUAUGAAAAACAACGUGGUAAGGUGGGAAUUACGGUGAGUAGUCGAUUCUUUUUCUCGCAUACAAAUGAUCAGGAAGCGAUUUCUCGAGGAAUGCAAUUCAAUUUAGGAUUCCUGAUACAUCCUAUCUUCAGUAAAACUGGUGGAUACCCUCCAGCUAUGGUUGAAACUAUCAACAGAAAUAGUUUGAAAGAAGGAAGGGUAUCAUCUAGAUUGCCAAAACUUGAUGGAAGAUGGAGAGAAUUAAUUAAAGGUUCUUCUGACUACUUGGGUCUUAAUUAUUACACCUCGAGGUAUAUUAAACGAGCAAGCAAGCCAAAUGGAGAAAAUCCUUCAUGGGAGAGGGAUUACGAUUCAGAUGCUUAUCCAGAUGAGACAUGGGUAAGAGGGAAACCGGAUUGGCUGUAUUGUGUUCCUGAAGGACUUGAGGGCAUUUUAAAAUACAUUCGUGAUCAUUAUGGCAACCCAGAAGUGAUAAUAACAGAAAACGGCUGGUCCGAUGAUGGUGAUCCAGAAGAUGAUGAUCGUAUUCAUUUCAUUAAGGCACAUAUGCAAGCAGUAUUGAAUGCUGUUAAUGAUGGUUGUAAUGUUACAGGUUAUACCGUUUGGAGUUUACUUGAUAAUUUUGAAUGGCAAAAAGGAUACACCCACAAAUUUGGACUCUAUGCUUUGAAUAUUACAAGUCCAAGUAGAGAACGUACUCCCAGAAAGUCAGCAAAGUAUUAUAGAAGAGUAAUUGAAACAAGAACCCUUCCAAGUAUUUCUUAAAUUAUUUAAAAUAUUU